This is a messenger RNA of Papaver somniferum (opium poppy), 1829 nucleotides long. RefSeq names its product tryptophan--tRNA ligase, chloroplastic/mitochondrial-like. The transcript is spliced from 15 exons. The coding region runs from base 119 to 1384 and encodes 421 amino acids. The record is from RefSeq and is a predicted model, not a curated record. Gene Ontology annotation, biological process: tryptophanyl-tRNA aminoacylation. Gene Ontology annotation, cellular component: chloroplast; mitochondrion. Gene Ontology annotation, molecular function: tryptophan-tRNA ligase activity; ATP binding. Lineage: Eukaryota; Viridiplantae; Streptophyta; Magnoliopsida; Ranunculales; Papaveraceae.
GAUCCUUCGGAACUGCUAAGAAAACUUCGCCACAAAGAAAAUCCAAAACUUCUCUCUCACCUCCGGAUAAAAUCUUCAAAUUCGAUUACAGAAAACCAGAAGAAGAAGAAGAGCGACAAUGGGUCGCGCAGUCAUCUCCCAGUUUCUCAAUCUCUCUACUACUUCACCUCGUUUCCCUUCUUCACUGUUAAAAGGUCAAAUUAAAAGUGGGUUUCUGAAAAAACCCCAACAAAUUCAUCCUCCCAAACUAAUUCUUCUUCAAAAUAGAACCAGUUCUCGUUGCUGCUGUAGCAAUGCUGCUCCUUCUGAAACUAAUGAUACUUCUGCAAGUUCUGAUUCUCCGAUUAGCUCUGUGAGGAAAAGGAUUGUAUCUGGAGUACAACCUACUGGUUCUGUACAUCUUGGUAAUUACCUUGGUGCCAUUAAAAAUUGGAUUACUCUUCAGAAUACCUAUGAAACAUUGUUCUUUAUUGUGGAUCUUCAUGCGAUUACUUUGCCUUAUGAACCAAAACAGCUUUCCGAAGCAACAAGGAGCACAGCAGCUAUUUAUCUAGCCUGUGGUGUUGACACCUCCAAGUCUUCGGUGUUUGUGCAGUCUCAUGUACGUGCCCAUGCAGAAUUAAUGUGGCUACUAAGUGCUGUUACACCAAUUGGCUGGCUGAAUAAAAUGAUCCAAUUUAAAGAGAAGUCUCGCAAGGCGGGAGAUGAAAAUGUUGGAGCUGGACUUUUGACAUAUCCUGUUUUGAUGGCUUCUGAUAUUCUCUUAUAUCAGUCGGAUUUUGUACCUGUUGGCGCAGAUCAGAAGCAACACAUGGAGCUCACCCGUGAGCUGGCUGAGCGAGUAAAUUAUCUAUAUGGAGGAAGAAAGUGGAAGAAAAUGGGAGGACGGGGUGGUUCGAUAUUUAAGGUUCCUGAACCCCUUAUACCACCAGCAGGAGCCCGAGUAAUGUCUCUGACAGAUGGGCUUUCGAAGAUGUCCAAGUCAGAUCCUUCUGAUCAGUCCCGAAUCAACCUUCUCGACCCUAAAGACGUGAUAAAAAGCAAGAUAAAGCGCUGCAAAACUGAUUCACUCCCUGGAUUGGAAUUUGAUAAUCCUGAUAGGCCAGAAUGCAACAACCUUCUGUCAGUUUAUCAGCUCGUUACAGGAAAAUCAAAGGAGGAAGUAGCAAGAGAAUGUCAUGAUAUGAACUGGGGAACAUUCAAACCCCUUCUUACGGAUGCUUUAAUAAAUCAUUUGCAUCCCAUUCAGGUUCGUUACGAGGAAAUCAUGUCUGAUUCAGCUUAUUUGGAUAGAGUUUUGCUGGAUGGAGCUUCUAAAGCAGCUGAUAUAGCAGAUGCUACUCUCAAUAAUGUUUAUCAAGCGAUGGGAUUCUUGCGAAGAUGAGAAGAAUCAAUACUGCAGCAAGAAUUGGUGCGAAGAGGUCAGUGAGAAAGCAACCUUAAAGUUUACUUUUGGCAGAUCCCAUUACUGCUUACAAGUUUUUGGACUAUUUUGAGAGCACUUUCUUGAUGAUAGGAAAGUAAAAAAUUAUUCAUUAGGGACCCACAUUGUGAUAAUUCUUUUAGGCAGGUACCUCAACCUCUCACUUUCUUGACAGCCUGCAAUUUCUCGUAUUCUUUUGCAUUCAUCUAUUUGGUUGCUGUAAUCUAUCUGCCUUAGUAGAGAAGAAAACACUGUUACCUGAAUGGCCAUUUGUCCAAAUCAUGAGAACUUUCACUUGGUAAUUCGUGGAAGGUGUCAAGAAAAGCUUCUUUUUAAGAUGAAUAUACAACUGGAAUAAAACUUCUUGUUAUAUCAAAUAAUCAUAUCAACUACUUCAAUCAUUUAA